Effrenium voratum is the source of this 2105-nucleotide messenger RNA. Lineage: Eukaryota; Dinophyceae; Suessiales; Symbiodiniaceae. The record is from the annotation of a GenBank genome assembly.
GCCAUUUGGCUUUAGGGAGUUUGGACAUGGCUCUGGCAUUCCUGGCGCCCGGUCUCCGGUCGGCUGGCCCGGCCGGCCCUGCCGGCCCGCCGGCCCGGAAGCCUCAAGCUGCGGCUCUGGCACCCGCCCAGGGCCACCUGGUCCAUGGCCUCAGCCUGGGGCUCCUCGUGGCGCGGAGUGUGGCCUGCCGCGCCCGGAAGGGAAGGAAGGGCGGCAAGUCCACGCCAAUCCCUUCCUCAGACAGCGCGGCACCCGAUGCCUACGACCAAGAGACGAGAGACAUCAUUUUGUCGCUGGACCAUGUGGACAAGAAGUCGCAAGAUGGCAGCUUUAUCUUGAAGGACGUCAGCCUGGGGAUGUACAUGGGCGCCAAAAUUGGCAUUCUGGGCAAGAACGGUGCCGGAAAGAGCACGGUGAUGCGAAUUUUAGCGGGCAAAGAUGACGCGUUCCAGGGAAAUCUCCACAUGGACCCGGACAUCAAGAUCGGGUAUUUGCCUCAGGAGCCCGUGCUGGAAGAAGAGACGGUGAUCGAGACGCUGCGCCCUGCCUUGGAUCACAUCAGCGCCAUGGUGCGUGAGUUCGAGGAGGUCACUGGCCAAAUGGCCGACCCGGACGCUGACAUGGACCUGCUGGUGGCAAAGAUGGAGCAGCUGCAGUCCAAGAUUGAUGCCGUGAAUGGCUGGGACAUCGACGUGACCCUGGACGCGGCCAUGGAGGCCCUGCGCUGCCCGCCGCGGGACGCCAAGGUGGCCACCCUCAGCGGCGGCGAGCAGCGCCGCGUGGCCAUCUGCCGCCUGCUGCUGUCCAGCCCCGACAUUUUAUUGCUGGAUGAGCCCACAAACCACCUAGACGCUCAAAGCGUGGCCUGGCUGGAGCGGUUCCUGGCUGAAUUCAAGGGCACUGUUGUGGCCAUCACCCACGACCGCUACUUUUUGGACAAUGUGGCUGGUUGGAUUUUGGAGCUGGAUCAAGGCAAGGGCCUGCCGUUCCAGGGGAACUACUCGGGCUGGUUGGAGCACAAGGCCAGCCGCCUGAAGUCCGAGUCGAAGCGCAAGGCCACGCUGGAGUCGCAGAUGGCCAAGGAGCUUGAGUUCAUCAAUGCCAGGCGCAGCGGAAGGCAGAAGAAAGGCAAAGCGCGCCUGCGAAAGUUUGAGGAGUUGGAGAGUGCCGCGAAGAGCUUCAAUCGCAGCUCCGAGCUGGACUCCAUCGUCAUCACUCCUGGGCCUCGACUCGCCGGCCGGCCGAAUUUCUCUAGGCGUCAACCAAACUUUGUUCAUGUUGGCUUUGCAGCAAGACCUCAGUGCAUCUCGGUGCCUCUCGCGAUUUGGAGGGCGCACGCAUUCGGCAACCGGGCCGAGAGCCGACGCGCCGAGGACCCGCGCGAGCCGGUGGUUGAAGCGCGGCGCCUUUCCAAGGGCUUCGGCGAUCGGCUUCUGAUCAGCGACGCCAUGUUCGAGAUCCCUGCAGGGGCUGUGGUGGGAAUUAUUGGCCCCAAUGGCGCUGGCAAGUCCACCCUGUUCAAGAUCAUGGCUGGCUUGGAAACACCAGAUGAUGGGGAACUGAUCGUGGGCAGUACCGUGGCACCAAUGUAUGUGGAGCAAAUGCGGGAUGAGCUGGAUCCGGAUGCCACCGUUUUUGAGGAGCUCACAGGUGGGGUUGAUGUCAUUGACGUGGGCGGCAAAGAAGUGAACAGCAGGGCCUAUUGCUCUUGGUUCAACUUCAGGGGCAAGAUUCAGCAGCGGCCGGUGUCCUCCCUGAGCGGUGGCGAGCGGAACCGCCUGCAGCUGGCCAAGACGCUGCGCCUGGGCGGCAACGUCUUGAUGCUGGACGAGCCCUCUAACGACUUGGACGUGGACACGCUCCGAGCCUUGGAGACGGCCAUCGAGAACUUUGCGGGCACGGUGCUCUGCAUCAGCCACGACCGCUGGUUCCUGGACCGCAUCGCCACCCACAUCAUGGCCUAUGAAGGCGAUUCGGAGGUGAAGUUCUUUGAAGGCAGCUACACCGAGUACGAGGAGGAUUUGUUGGAGCGCACGGGCAGCAGAGACCCAAGGAAGGUCACCUACAAGCCUAUGCCCAGCUUAGCAUAAGGACGAGAUCAGAGG